This is a messenger RNA of Dendronephthya gigantea, 906 nucleotides long. RefSeq lists its product as uncharacterized. The record is from RefSeq and is a predicted model, not a curated record. The transcript has 2 exons. Bases 139 to 885 code for a protein of 248 amino acids. NCBI's taxonomy places the organism in Eukaryota, Metazoa, Cnidaria, Anthozoa, Malacalcyonacea, Nephtheidae.
ACGCAAACUAACGUUUCAAACAGCAGUAGCGUGCUGGCUUCAACGUUGGAAAGACCAAUUCAUAUCCUUCCACGAAAGACCCUUGGUACAAGAUUGAUUCAUAUCUCGUUUUUUGUCGAUUUUUUUGCGCUUCAAAGUAUGAAUAAACCUGUGGUGGUCUCAGUUCUCAUUCUUCAGUGUUUACUGGCUUCAACUCUUGUGCUAGCUAGCUCUGAACAAUGCUCUAGUUGCUGCAACCAAGAUCCCUGCAGCAAAGACCUGAUUGCAUACUACAAAUUUGAUCGUUCAUUUCGAGACGUGUGCUAUGGUCAUAAUGGACUAAAUGUUGGUGCAGUGACUUUAUCAGAGUCCGCCGGAGUUAACAAAGGAGCUGCAUUUUUCAACGGGGCAAGCAAACUUCGUAUACCAAGCCUUAAUGGCUAUCAAUGGGGAUACCAAUUCUCUGUAAGUCUUUGGUUUAAACGUACUGGUCAGACAGGCAACUAUCAAGGGAUCAUAAACAAUGGUUAUUAUUCGUACGGAAGUUGGGAGAUCAGAAUGGGUCGAGAAAGUUCCGGGCAAAUGAUUGGCGGAGGAGUUGUGACGUCAAAUUCUCUUCAAACUUGGAAUUACCAAACGACGGCUAGUCUCAAUCACUGGCAUCAUGUUGCAAUGACGUACGAUGGAACGACUCUAAACUUUUAUAUCGAUAACCAAAAAAAGAAUGGCUCGUCUAAUUGUUGUAAAGGCAACCUCAUCAACAAAAGUAACGAUGUCGUAAUUGGCCAAGCUGGUCAUGGUAUGGCACAUGAAUUCUUUUAUGGUUACAUUGAUGAAGUGAAAUUGUUCAAGAAAGCUUUAACAGCUGAUGAAGUUACACAACUCUACCAACUUAAACAUGUUUAAUAUAAAAUAAAUUACAAUAUA